Messenger RNA from Trichoderma citrinoviride, 1011 nucleotides. RefSeq names its product UreD-domain-containing protein. NCBI's taxonomy places the organism in Eukaryota, Fungi, Ascomycota, Sordariomycetes, Hypocreales, Hypocreaceae. The record is from RefSeq and is a predicted model, not a curated record. The coding region runs from base 1 to 1011 and encodes 336 amino acids. The transcript is spliced from 2 exons. Gene Ontology annotation, molecular function: nickel cation binding.
AUGACGUCGCCGUUCCCCAAGUCAACGUCCCUCCCCGGUGAUGGCCGCAUCGUCGUGGGACGCCUCCCCGCCGGUGGCAGCGGCCUCGAGACCAUCAGCUACCAGUACCCUCUGAAGCUGAUCGCACCGUCACCCACAGUCGCCCAGAAGGCCGCCCUCGUCUUUCUCCUCUCCUAUGGAGGCGGCCUGGUAGGCGGCGACGGCGUCAAGCUGUCUAUCCACGUCCGCCGCGGAGCGAGCCUCAGCCUGGUCACUCAGGGCCACACCAAGAUAUUCAAGUCUGCAACGCCCGACAUCGUGACCAGCCAGAGGCUGCAGGUGCAAGUGGAUGAAGAGGCCGCCGUCUGCCUCCUCCCGGAUCCCGUCCAGCCAUUCGAAGACAGCGUGUACGAGCAGGCUCAGGUCUUCACCGUGGGCAAGCGGGCAUCGCUGUGCCUCCUGGACUGGGUGACGCAGGGAAGGGCGGCGCGCGGGGAGGACUGGAGCUUCACGAGAUGGACGGGGCGCAACGAAGUCUGGACACAGGGGGCCGACCCGGGACAAAGGGGGAGGCUGCUGAUCAGAGACAACGUCAUCUUGAGCCAGGAUGCCAGCAAGGUGGCUGGUCUACAGCUGAAAGAGACGAUGCACGGGUUGAGCGUCUUGGGGACUCUUAUACUCACAGGGCCCGUCAUGGCGUCUAUGGGAGACUUUUUCAUGGCCGAAUUCGCCGCGCUGCCCCGGAUAGGAUCUCGCGACUUUCGAUCACGGGAGGAUCGAGAAAACGACUCUGGGGAGAAGCCGGAGUUUGAGCGGUGGCGAGCACAGAGAAUCGAGAUGGAGAGGCAGCAGGGCAUCCUCUGGUCAGCGGCCCAGGUCCGGGGGUGUGUCAUUGUCAAGUUUGGGGCCGCAACGGUGGAGGCUGGACGGUCGUGGAUUGGCACAAUGUUGGCGAGACAAGGGAGCAUCGCCAGCUAUUUUGGUGAUGCGGCUCUCAUGUGCGUUGGAAGAACCAUCAAUUUCUUUUACUGA